Molecule: messenger RNA, 3965 nt
Organism: Salvia hispanica
Lineage: Eukaryota; Viridiplantae; Streptophyta; Magnoliopsida; Lamiales; Lamiaceae
Product: importin beta-like SAD2
Biological process (GO): protein import into nucleus
Cellular component (GO): cytosol; nuclear envelope
Molecular function (GO): small GTPase binding
Source: RefSeq, a predicted model, not a curated record
ACAUUCCUUCGAUGUCCAUCUCUCUCCCGGUGCAUCUCCUCGCUUUCAUAUUCUCUAAACCCUAGAAAGGAAAUCAAUCAGAAUAAUUCCCUUUCUGGGGUUUACAUUUAAUCCUUCCUUUUGUUUCAGUGUGCUUGUUUUGUGCUUAAAGAAUCGCGGGAUGGAUCUUCCGAGCUUGGCUGUGAUCCUGCAGGGCGCACUUAGCACCAAUCCCGACCAACGGAGGGCCGCUGAAGAGAGUCUCAAUCAGAUUCAGUUUGCACCCCAGCAUUUGGUCAGGCUGUUGCAGAUCAUAGUAGAAGUCAGUUGUGAUUUAGCGGUUAGACAAGUCGCUAGCAUUACCUUCAAGAAUUUCAUUGCUAAAAACUGGGAUCCUCAUGAACCAGGUGAACAAUCAAGGAUAUUGCCUGAGGACAAGGAAGUUGUGAGGCAGAACAUACUGAACUUUAUUACCCAGGUUCCACCAAUUUUAAGAGCACAGCUGGGUGAGUGUUUGAAAACAAUUAUACAUGCAGAUUACCCAGAACAAUGGCCAGCUCUUCUGCAUUGGGUGAAGCAUAAUUUGCAGGAUCAGCAAGUUUAUGGUUCUUUGUUUGUGCUAAGGAUUCUCUCCAGGAAAUACGAGUUUAAAUCAGAUGAUGACAGAAUACCAGUUAAUCACAUUGUGGAAGAAACAUUUCCUAAUCUCCUUAACAUAUUUAACCAGCUCGUUCAGGUUGCUAACCCUUCGGUGGAAGUAGCAGAAUUGAUCAAGCUGAUUUGCAAAAUAUUCUGGUCAUCUAUUUAUUUGGAGAUCCCAAAGCAGUUAUUCGAUCCAAAUGUAUUCAAUGCCUGGAUGAUUCUUUUCUUGAAUAUAUUGGAGAGGCCUGUCCCUGCAGAAGGACAACCUGAAGAUCCCGAGCUACGAAAAACAUGGGGAUGGUGGAAAGUAAAGAAGUGGACGGUUCAUAUAUUAAACCGCCUUUAUACUCGGUUCGGGGAUGUUAAACUUCAAAACCCAGAAAACAAAGCUUUUGCUCAAAUGUUCCAGAAGAAUUACGCAGGGAAGAUUUUGGAGUGCCAUCUAAAUUUGUUGAAUGUGAUCCGCGUUGGAGGCUAUUUGCCUGACAGAGUUAUCAAUCUUAUCCUGCAAUAUCUUAGCAAUAGUAUCUCCAAAAGUAGUAUGUAUAGUCAGCUGCAACCAAGACUUGAUAUUGUUCUUUUCGAGAUCAUCUUUCCCCUGAUGUGCUUCAGUGACAAUGAUCAGAGGCUCUGGGAUGAAGACCCCAAUGAGUAUGUGAGGAAGGGAUAUGACAUAAUUGAGGAUUUAUACAGUCCUAGAACUGCUGCAAUGGAUUUCGUCAGUGAGUUGGUGAGGAAACGCCAAAAAGAGAAUCUUCAAAAGUUCUUAUUGUUUAUUGUAGAUGUUUUUAAGAGAUAUGAGGAGGCAGCACCAGAAUAUAAGUCCUUCAGACGAAAAGAUGGUGCUCUUCUUGCUAUUGGAGCUUUGUGUGAUAAACUGAAGCAGACAGAACCAUACAAAUCUGAGCUGGAGAGAAUGCUUGUACAACAUGUUUUCCCCGAAUUCAGCAGUCCUGUAGGGCAUCUUCGAGCAAAGGCUGCAUGGGUUGCAGGACAAUAUGCACAUAUCAAUUUCUCCGACCCAAACAACUUCCGAAGAGCAUUACACAGUGUUGUUGCUGGGAUGCGUGACCCAGAACUUCCUGUUCGGGUUGAUUCUGUCUUUGCCCUACGAUCUUUUGUGGAAGCCUGCAAUGACUUGAGUGAGAUCCGUCCAAUUCUUCCACAACUACUUGAUGAGUUUUUUAAGCUUAUGAAUGAAGUUGAGAAUGAAGAUCUUGUGUUUACACUUGAGACAAUAGUUGAUAAGUUUGGAGAGGAGAUGGCUCCAUAUGCCCUUGGACUAUGCCAAAACUUGGCUGCUGCAUUUUGGAAAUGCAUGAAUACUGCUGAGGCAGAUGAGGAAGGUGAUGAUCCUGGCGCUUUGGCUGCUGUUGGUUGCUUACGUGCCGUAAGCACAAUUCUUGAGUCAGUCAACAGCCUUCCUGAUCUAUUUAUACACAUUGAGCCUACUUUAUUGCCUAUAAUGCGCAGAAUGCUGACUACUGAUGGACAAGAGGUAUUUGAGGAAGUUUUGGAGAUAGUGUCAUAUAUGACUUUCUUCUCACCUACUAUAUCACUGGAGAUGUGGAGCCUUUGGCCAUUGAUGAUGGAAGCGCUGGCUGAUUGGGCCAUUGAUUUUUUCCCAAAUAUCUUAGUGCCACUAGACAACUAUAUAUCAAGAAGUACAGCACAUUUUCUCACAUGCAAGGAACCAGAUUACCAGCAAAGCCUUUGGAACAUGAUAUCAUCUGUUAUGGGUGAUAAAAAUCUGGAGGAUGGAGAUAUUGAACCAGCACCUAAGCUUAUUCAAGUAUUAUUCCAGAACUGUAGAGGUCAGGUCGAUCAUUGGGUUGAGCCUUACUUGAGAAUAACUGUGGAACGCCUGCGUCGUACUGAGAAGCCUUACUUGAAAUGCCUAUUGAUGGAAGUGGUUGCUGAUGCUUUGUACUAUAAUGCAUCGUUCACUCUCAGCAUACUGCAAAAGCUUAAUGUUGCCACAGAAGUUUUCAAUCUUUGGUUCCAGAUGUUGCAUCAAACAAAGAAAAGUGGAGCACGAGCUAAUUUUAAAAGAGAACAUGAUAAAAAGAUAUGCUGUUUGGGAUUGACAUCUUUAAUCCCACUUCCUGCUGAUCAGCUACCAGGUGAAGCAUUGGAGCGUGUUUUCAAGUCUUCUCUUGAUCUGCUUGUUGCAUAUAAGGAUCAAGUAGCAGAGGCUGCUGCUAAGGAGGAGGAGGAAGAUGGUGAAGAUGAAGAAGACGAUGAUAUGAGCAAUUUUCAAACUGAUGAUGAGGAAGAUGGUGAUGAUAGUGACAAAGAGAUGGGGGUUGAUGCUGAGGGUGGUGAUGAAGCUGAAAGCCUUAAACUUCAGAAGCUGGCUGCCAAGGCCAAGGCUUUCCGUUCCACUGAAUUUGAUGAUGAAGAUUCAGAUGAUGAUUUCAGCGAUGAUGAAGAAUUGCAAUCGCCAAUUGAUGAUGUUGACCCUUUCAUUUUCUUUGUAGAUACCAUAAAAGUCCUGCAAGCAUCGGAUCCAUUGAGGUUCCAGAAUAUUAGCCAAACGCUUGAUUUUCGUUAUCAGGCUCUAGCAAAUGGUGUUGCUCAGCAUGCUGAACUGAGACGGGUGGAAAUUGAAAAGAAAAAAUUGGAAAAAGCUACUGGUGCAGUUGCUGCUGCCUCGUGAUGUUCAGCUUGAAUACUGAACUCACGCUUGCCCCCUCUGAAUUCUUUGGUUAGUCACAUCACAAUGUUAAAAAUACCAAGGGUCUCCCAGUUUCCUAGUUUCUAGGGUAGCUCAUUUGGGGCUCUUGGGUCUAUGUUUAUAUGUGGUUAAUCAAUCAGGUUCCAGUUUUUCUAGCAUUUCCCAAGGUAUCUAUCUCAUUGGGGACUGGGAUCCUGGCCUGGUAAUUGAUUGUAUUGUGAAUUGGUUCUUCUACAUCAGAAGGUUCCAAUUGCCUGCCUGUUGGUCUUUGCAGGUGUCCAUCAUUUGUAUCAUUCGUUAACGAAAUACAUUCUCUUGUCAAGGUUAAGAAAAGUUGUUACUCUUUAGAAAUCACUUCUGUUUUGGUUAGGCAGGAGGGUGAAAUGCAUAAAAGUUUUGAUGCAUCACUAGAAGAGUCUGGAUAGGUAGUUGAUGGCUGUAUUUUACAUUUUUUGAUUUGUCGCAUCCUAAUUUUUGGUCUGUGGAUGUUGUCUCUAUUUUGUUUCCCAGCAUUGGUCUGUCUAGUUUUUAGAGGUUUUGAGCUUUCCUGAGGUGCAAUACAUAGUUGAAUUUUCUACCGAAUGUAGAACUCACUGUAUUCUUUUCACCUGUGUUAUCUUUUUGGGAGAGCAAAAUAUAUUGAAUUAUUGUUGCUCUGUUUAGCUUA